CAAAAACUCAGGGGAAAAAAAGAAACGUCCUCUCACUGUCAACUGUGUUUAUUUUCAGCAAACUUAACAUGUGUAAAUACUUGUAUGAACAUAACAAGAUUCAACAACUGAGACACAAACUGAACAAGUUCCACAGACAUGUGACUAAUAGAAAUUGAAUAAUGUGUCCCUGAACAAAGGGGGGUCAAAAUCAAAAGUAACAGUCAGUAUCUGGUGUGGCCACCAGCUGCAUUAAGUCCUGCAGUGCAUCUCCUCCUCAUUGGACUGCACCAGUUUUGCCAGUUCUUGCUGUGAGAUGUUACCCCACUCUUCUACCAAGGCACCUGCAAGUUCCCAGACAUUUCUGGGAGGAAUGGCCCUCGCCCUCACCCUCCGAUCCAACAGGUCCCAGACAUUUCUGGGGGUAAUGGCCCUCGCCCUCACCCUCCGAUCCAACAGGUUCCAGACAUUUCUGGGGGGAAUGGCCCUCACCCUCCGAUCCAACAGGUCCCAGACAUUUCUGGGGGGAAUGGCCCUCGCCCUCACCCUCCGAUCCAACAGGUCCCAGACAUUUCUGGGGGGAAUGGCCCUCGCCCUCACCCUCCGAUCCAACAGGUCCCUGACAUUUCUGGGGGGAAUGGCCCUCACCCUCACCCUCCGAUCCAACAGGUCCCAGACAUUUCUGGGGGGAAUGGCCCUCGCCCUCACCCUCCGAUCCAACAGGUCCCAGACAUUUCUGGGGGGAAUGGCCCUCGCCCUCACCCUCCGAUCCAACAGGUCCCAGACAUUUCUGGGGGGAAUGGCCCUCACCCUCACCCUCCGAUCCAACAGGUCCCAGACAUUUCUGGGGGGAAUGGCCUUCGCCCUCACCCUCCGAUCCAACAGGUCCCAGACAUUUCUGGGGGGAAUGGCCCUCACCCUCCGAUCCAACAGGUCCCAGACAUUUCUGGGGGGAAUGGCCCUCACCCUCCGAUCCAACAGGUCCCAGACAUUUCUGGGGGGAAUGGCCCUCGCCCUCACCCUCCGAUCCAACAGGUCCCAGACAUUUCUGGGGGGAAUGGCCCUCGCCCUCACCCUCCGAUCCAACAGGUCCCAGACAUUUCUGGGGGGAAUGGCCCUCGCCCUCACCCUCCGAUCCAACAGGUCCCAGACAUUUCUGGGGGGAAUGGCCCUCGCCCUCACCCUCCGAUCCAACAGGUCCCAGACAUUUCUGGGGGGAAUGGCCCUCGCCCUCACCCUCCGAUCCAACAGGUCCCAGACAUUUCUGGGGGGAAUGGCCCUCACCCUCCGAUCCAACAGGUCCCAGACAUUUCUGGGGGGAAUGGCCCCAGCCCUCACCCUCCGAUCCAACAGGUCCCAGACAUUUCUGGGGGGAAUGGCCCCAGCCCUCACCCUCCGAUCCAACAGGUCCCAGACAUUUCUGGGGGGAAUGGCCCUAGCCCUCACCCUCCGAUCCAACAUGUCCCAGACAUUUCUGGGGGGAAUGGCCCUCGCCCUCACCCUCCGAUCCAACAGGUCCCAGACAUUUCUGGGGGGAAUGGCCCUCGCCCUCACCCUCCGAUUCAACAGGUCCCAGACAUUUCUGGGGGGAAUGGCCCUCACCCUCACCCUCCGAUCCAACAGGUCCCAGACAUUUCUGGGUGGGAAUGGCCCUCGCCCUCACCCUCCGAUCCAACAGGUCCCAGACAUUUCUGGGGGGAAUGGCCCUCGCCCUCACCCUCCGAUUCAACAGGUCCCAGACAUUUCUGGGGGGAAUGGCCCUCGCCCUCACCCUCCGAUCCAACAGGUCCCAGACAUUUCUGGGGGGAAUGGCCCCAGCCCUCACCCUCCGAUCCAACAGGUCCCAGACAUUUCUGGGGGGAAUGGCCCUCACCCUCCGAUCCAACAGGUCCCAGACAUUUCUGGGGGGAAUGGCCCUCGCCCUCGCCCUCACCCUCCGAUCCAACAGGUCCCAGACAUUUCUGGGGGGAAUGGCCCUCGCCCUCACCCUCCGAUCCAACAGGUCCCAGACAUUUCUGGGGGGAAUGGCCCUCGCCCUCACCCUCCAAUCCAACAGGUCCCAGACAUUUCUGGGGGGAUUGGCCCUCGCCCUCACCCUCCGAUCCAACAGGUCCCAGACAUGUCUGGGGGGAAUGGCCCUCGCCCUCACCCUCCGAUCCAAAGUUAUUUUGAUUUUUACUAAUUAUCUUUGAAUUACAGGGUCCUGAAAAGGGGACGUUUUAGUCAUACUUACCUUCGCAAUACACAGACACACACACACACCUCACUACUUACUUAGCACGCUUUCCCCAGUUAGACAGGCAAGCCAGCAACCGGAUGGUUGCCAGUUCGAGUCCCGGGUCUGACUGAAAAAGUCAGUCAGGAAGUGAACUGGCAACUGGAGGGUUGCUGGUAUCAAAUCCUGCCGCUGUGCCAUUACUCAAGGCACUUAACCCCCCAAAACAACUGCUUCACGGGUGUCCAGUGUGGCAGCCCCCUGCUCAAACCACUCCAACCUGUAUACUGUUGAAGUCAGAAGUUUACAUAUGCCAAAUACAUUUAAACUCAGUUUUUCACAAUUCCUGACAUUUUAAUCCUAGUCUUAGGUCAGUUAGGAUGACCACUUUAUUUUAAGAAUGUGAAAUGUCAGAAUAAUAGUAGAGAAUAUUUUCAGCUUGUAUUUCUUUCAUCACAUUCCCAGUGGGUCAGAAGUUUACAUACACUCAAUUAUUAUUUGGUAGCAUUGCCUUUAAAUUGUUUAUCUUGGGUCAAACGUUUCGGGUAGCCUUCCACAAGCUUCCCACAAUAAGUUGGGUGAAUUUUCCUCCUGACAGAGAUGGUGUAACUGAGUCAGGUUUGUUGGCCUUGCUCUCACACACCUUUUCAGUUCUGCCCACACAUUUUCAAUAGGAUUGAGGUCAGGGCUUUGUGAUGGUCACUCCAAUACCUUGACUUUGUUGUCCAUUUUGCCACAACUUUGGAAGUAUGCUUGGGGUCAUUGUCCAUUUGGAAGACCCAUUUGCGACCAAGCUUUAACUUCCUGACUAAUGUCUUGAGAUGUUGCUUCAAUAUAUCCACAUCAUUUUCCUCCUCAUGAUGCCAUCUAGUUUGUGAAGUGCACCUGUCCCUCCUUCAGCAAAGCACCCCAACAUGAUGCUGCCACCCCUGUGCUUCACGGUUGGGAUGGUGUUCUUCGGCUUGCAAGCCUCUUCCUUUUUCCUCCAAACAUAACAAUGGUCAUUAUGGCCAAACAGUUGUAUUUUUGUUUCAUCAGACCAGAGGACAUUUCUCUAAAAUGUAGGAUCUUUGUCCCCAUGUGCAGUUGCAAACCGUAGUCUGGCUUUUUUAUGGCGGUUUUGGAGCAGUGACUUCUUCCUUGCUGAGCAGCCUUUCAAGUUAUAUUGAUUUAGGACUCGUUUUACUGUGGAUAUAGAUACUUUUGUACCUGUUUCCGCCAGCAUCUUCACAAGGUCCUUUGCUGUUGUUCCGGGAUUAAUUUUCAAUUUUCGCACCAAAGUACUUUCAUCUCUAGGAGACAAAAUGUGUCUCCUUCCUGAGCGGUAUGACGGCUGCAUGGUCCCAUGGUGUUUAUACUUGCGUACUAUUGUUUGUACAGAUGAACGUGGUACCUUCAGGCGUUUGGAAAUUGCUCCAAGGAUGAACCAGACUUGUGGACGUCUACAAUGUCUUUUCUGAGGCCUUGGUUUAUUUCUUUAGAUUUCUCCAUGAUGUCAAGCAAAGAGGCACUGAGUUUGAAGGUAGGCCUUGAAAUACAUCCACAGGUACACCUCCAAUUGACUCAAAUUAUGUCAAUUAACCUAUCAGAAGCUUCUAAAGAAUUUUCUAAGCUGUUUAAAGGCACAAUCAUCUAAGUGUAUGUACAUUUCUGACCCACUGGAAUUGUGAUACAGUGAAUUAUAAGUGAAAUAAUCUGUCUGUAAACAAUUGUUGGUAAAAUUACUUGUGUCAUGCACAAAGUAGAUGUCCUAACCGACUUGCCAAAAACUACAGUUUGUUAACAAGAAAUUUGUGGAGUGGUUGAAAAACGAGUUUUAAUGACUCCAACCUAAGUGUAUGUAAACUUCAGACUUCAACUGUAUGAGGGUCUUUCGGAGGGGCUGGGUUAAAGCUCAAACUGCUGUCAGAGUUUGAGAGUUGCGUGCUAGUAGGCCAGUGAGAAUGUCGAGCCCUUUCUUCCUGUAACCAGGAAAGACCCUUGAGUUUAGAAACCCCUUGUUGGGAGGGCAACCUGGCAGCUUCAUGUAUACUGUGUUUUUGGGGAAAGUCCUCAGUGGUUUAAGGCUAACCUGAUACGCAGCCAAAUACUAGUGCAUCUUUUGAUUACUCUAAUUACAUCCCUCUGUUCUCCUUUUCUUACAUCUGACAUGACCUCUCCCUCUCUCCCUCUAUCCCUCCCUCCCACCCUCUCUCCCUCUAACCCUCCCUCCCACCUUCUCUCCCUCUAACCCUCCCUCCCACCUUCUCUCCCUCUAACCCUC
Messenger RNA from Oncorhynchus masou masou (cherry salmon), 4457 nucleotides. RefSeq lists its product as uncharacterized. Gene Ontology annotation, biological process: tachykinin receptor signaling pathway. The transcript is spliced from 2 exons. The record is from RefSeq and is a predicted model, not a curated record. Lineage: Eukaryota; Metazoa; Chordata; Actinopteri; Salmoniformes; Salmonidae. Bases 296 to 2161 code for a protein of 621 amino acids.